ACUGUUAAGUGUUAACUGUUAAGCCGUCUUGACUAGACCGCCUGGCUGUGGUUUUGUGAAAUUGUGAAUUGUAAAUUGUGAUGUUGUCAUUGUUUUCUUGUAACUCGUAUGUUUUUUAAAACAUAUUUAUUGUCAAGCAUUGUAAUGCGGUGGUAGAACGAUAGAUAGAUGAUAGAUAAAAAUAAUUUAAUUAAUAUAUAUUAAUUCAACAAUGUCUACCGAUAUAAUUGAGUUGGAUUCGUCUGAUGAUGAAAUGGAACCGGUGCCGAAAAAGAAAAAGGUAAUACCAAAUGCUAUGGUUAAAAUUCCUUCUCACACAAAAUUACCAGGCGUAACUAUUAAACCUGUCAAAUCCAAGAAAGUUAUACCGAUUUUUGGGGUAAAAAAAACAGUUCCAAUCCCUAGAAUCAGUAUUAAUCCAUUACAUGCUAAACAUGGGAAUUCUAGAAAUUCACUUCUAAAAGCAAACCUCAAAAAAUUUAGUACUGCUUCAGAAUCUUUUCCAAUUAUAACCAAUGUUAGUUCUUGUAAUACAAUGGGGUCAAAAUUGUUGAGAAAAUUACCAUCAAGCAUUACUGUUAAAAAAGCAACAGCAUCUAGAACUGUAAGCAUACCUAUACAAAAGGCCAAAUUAGCACAGGAAAUAGUGCUACCAGCUGAAAUUCAUGAUAAACCUAUAUUAUUAGCCAAACCACUACCACAGUGGUAUAAAAAACCUGAAGAUUUAGAAUCUGAAACACAUUUGCAGGUAAAAGAAAUGAAUGAGAUAGAUUUGAUUUCUAUGGAAGAGAAAAAUAACAUAGAACCUAAGAAACUUAUAGAAAUAACUAUUGAUGAUAGCCCAGUAAAACUUCCUACAAUCAAACAAACAGAAGAUGUCGCGAUAAUGAUUGAUGAUAGCCCUGCUAAAGCUGCCUCAAGUAUGAAACAUGACUUAAAGCAGCAAAAAGAAAAACAAAGUAAAAAGAUGUUGAACUAUGAUAAUAUUAAAAUAGUGAAAGACAUUACAGGUAUGAUAGAAGUUGAAGUAGAUGCCAUUGAUGUUGACCAAUUAAGUAAUGAACCAAGUGGGUCACAGUCAAACAAACAAACAGAUAAAUCACAAGUAUCUGAGAAACAAAGAGUUAAAAAACCUGCCAAUGAGGAUGGUGAAUUUAAUCCAAUAUAUCAAAAAUUUAUAGAUACUUGUCUCCAUAUUGAGAAUUCUAAUGAUAUGCAGUAUAUUGUUGAAAAAAAAAUCAAGUCUUAUUAUAGGCAGUGUCCCAAAGAAUAUGUAGACUCUGAAGAGUUUUUAGAUUUAGUAUCUGGUAAAAUUAUAGCUAUAGAAGCAUCUCCAAACAAAAUGUAUCUUUACAUUAGAGAUGUUGUAAAUCAGUUAAAUAUACAAAGAAAAAUGGUCAAGCCAGGAACUUCAUCAAAAGAGGAAACAUCUGCUGAAUACCCAGGCAUAGAUGUAAGUGAAUGUGAUACAAAACAUCAGAGACAUAUUAAGAAACUUGAGAAGACAUUAACAAAAUUACACAGGGCUAUUCAAAAGAUGGAAGAACAAGAUGUUGACUUUGAUGAGGAAGAUGACUCAAUAUACUUACUAACAGAGAGAUAUAAAGAGAGAUUCCUUCGUGUUCAUGCAAAGUUCUGUCAAUUAACACAAACUAAGAUGCCGUCUGAGCCAUAUAUUAAGCUGGAAACUGAGGCUGGCCGGCCAAAAGGACCAGCAGCACGACUUGAGAAAUGGAUUAAUAAGAAAGUGCCCAUUGGCAAACCACUACCUUUCCCUGAUUUUCAUGAUGUACUACGAUGCGUGAGAGAGGCAAAUGCUGAAGAUAAGUUGGGCUGGAGCGAAAUGGAAAUUUUAGAAGAAGCACGCGAACUAUUCAUAUCUUGUGGGAAAAAACUAAAGAGACGAAGACAAGAAAAUGAAUGGAGAAUAGCUGCGUCAAGGUUGCCUGUUAAUGAAGAUCCUGCCGAAAAUAAUAUCGAGCUUAAGAAGAAAUUAGAAGAAAAUAAAUUGCUGGCAAAACGUAAUGAAACAUAUAUUCUAAACAAAUAUGUUGAUAGGCAGAAUCUGCUUAAUUUGGAACCUGAAGUAAUUGGCGAUAAAGAAGCAGAAGAGUCCCCACUUGAAAGUGAUGAGGAGGAUGAUAAUGAAAGCAAUGCUUUACCAAUUAAGAAAAAGAAUAAAAUUACGAUGGAAGAACCGAAUAUUGAGGCUAAUACUUCAGUAUUAGAUCCAUCUAAUAAAGAUGAAUCUAAUCUGUUGAAAAAAAUGUAUUCGGAAUCCGAUUCGGACUCGCCAAUUAACCUCACUGAUUCUGACAAUGAACCAAAUUCCCCUAAAGUGAUUAACAGUGAUGUGAUCAGUAUUGAAGACUCAACUUACUCAGAAUCAGAAAAUUGUGAAGACAGGCCCGAUGAGUCUAACAUGUAUCCUGUUCAAAUGGAUAUUGAGAUAAGUGAAGAUUCGAUUCAUAGAGACGACGAAAGUAACGAUAAAGAGUAUCUCACCGUUCACAUAACUGAAGAUAUUCAAGAGCUAUUAACAAGUAAGGGUGAAAUUGAAAAAAAGAUGAGUCUAGUAAGUUCAAAAGAAAGCUCAAAUAAAGUAGAUGAAAUUAAUAAUGAUGUUAUUGAAAUUAUAAAUGAUAAUUCCAAUCAUGGAACUGAAAGAAAUGUAACUGUAGAGAUCAACAACGUUGAACCUGUUUCAACAGAUAAACCUAUUGGAAAGCUGUAUUCGUAUGACACCGAGACGAUGGUUCAAAAUACUGAUAAGUUAAAUUACGCUCAAGUUAAAGUAAAACAAACCCAAAAAUGUGAGGAAAGUAUAACACCUGAAUCUAUGAUUAGACAAGUUAAGGAUGAUUCAAACAAUGUCAAUGUAACUAGUACUAAUCAGCUCAUUGGUAAAGAGAAGUGUAAUACUGAAAUGAAAAAGACAGAUAUAGAUAUGGACGUGGAAAUGGGAGCCAAUGAUGUUGCAACCACGGACAAACCUUUUAAUAUUGCUAAGAAUAAUGUCGAAGUGGAAUUGACAAAAGAAAAUAUAGAUAUAGAAAUAAAUGACGCUGACAUUAUUCCCAAGAGCAGUAAAGCUCUACAGAUUGAAACAGUAAAGAUAACUAAUAUUGAAACGAAAGAAGGUAUAUCGCUGGAUACAGAGAAGAGUAAUUUAAAACUUGAAAGACCAAGUAGACAUACUGAUUUAGAAAUAACUGAAUCUGAUACAAGGACAGAUAGAGAUAGAGAAAUUGUAGACGAAGACAACAUUGAAAUGACGAUUGAACAUAAAGAUGUAAAUAUGAAAGAAAAAGAUAUUAUAUUAACAAGUCAUCAAGUUGAUAAAGAAAUAAAUGAAAAAUUUACAGAUAAAUCUGUUCAUGCAGAAAAGGACUAUACUACGGAAAUUGAAAAAACUGAUUUAGGUACGGAUGUAAAUGUUUUGAAAAAUUUUGAUGAUGCAGCGUCAGAUAACACUGUCGACUUAGAUAAGAUGAAUUGUAAUGGCGACGUUGAUAUGGGAAAUAUACAGUCUGACGUGCCUUUAAAUAAAGAAAAAAAUGAUCUAACAGGGACUGUAGUUAAAAGCAAUGUCGAAACUACGUUACUUAAAGAUUGUUCGGAUGUGGAAUUAAAUAGCACUGAAACUGAAAAAAGAUAUAAUUACACAAAUGAUCCAACAAUCAAAGCUGACAAUAUUCUGUCUAAUGAUGAAAAUUCAACUAUCAUUUCAGACAUAUGCACUAAAAUUAUUGAAAACGUCGAAAAUGUUACAAACAUAGAUCACGACCAUAAAAAUGUUACCAGUAAUGUGGUUGAUUCCUUGAAUGAUUACACGAUAAAUGCAGUAGAAGUUCCAAUGAAUACUGAGAAAGACCAGAGAGAUAACUUUAACAAAAAGGAAUCUGAAGCUGUCCCAAAACCUAUUGACGAUUGUGGGAAUUUAGAAAACAAUAUUUUGACUGUCGAAAAUUGUUCACAACGCAUUACAGAAGUCAAUGAUACAAUAGAUAAAAAACAUGAUAAUCCCAAAAUUUUGGAAGCCAUUUCUGAUUUUAAUUAUCUGGGUUCUGAAGUUGUCCCAAAACCUAUCGACGAUUGUGGGAAUUUAGAAAACAAUAUUUUGACUGUCGAAAAUUGUUCACAACGCAUUACAGAAGUCAAUGAUACAAUAGAUAAAAAACAUGAUAAUCCCAAAAUUUUGGAAGCCAUUUCUGAUUUUAAUUAUCUGGGUUCUGAAGUUGUCCCAAAACCUAUCGACGAUUGUGGGAAUUUAGAAAACAAUAUUUUGACUGUCGAAAAUUAUUCAAAACACAUUACAGAAGUCAAUAAUACAAUAGCUAAAAAUCAUGACAAUUCCAAAACUUUGGAAGCCAUUUCUGAUAAUUAAAAAUUAUUAUAAAACUGAGACUGAUCGAUGAUUGAUGAAAUAGAAGUUGAUAGCACUCAAUAAAUAUUGUAUAUAGAUAUAUUUUUAUUAAAUUACGCCUGUAUGGAUGUUACGUAUUACAAUUUAAUGUAUGCUAAUUAACCUCUUUAAUUUGUGACUUCAUCACAAUUAACCCAAUAUUUGUAUAUCGAAUUACAGGUAAGUUGUUUUUCAAUAUAAUAUUUAAAAUUGUCUGUAUUUAUUUUUUGGUAAAUCUUCUAUAAACACCCCACAUUUUUUUAAACAUGACCAAUGUCACUUAUAGUCUCCGGCACGUUAGAUGGCAAGGUUUUGGCGUAGUGGGGGCAAGUUCGCGCAUCGUACACUUAGUGGAACAAAAACUGUUCACUCUUAUUGAUUGUCAUUAUGGUUAUUGCCAUCAUUUAUUUUUAAUCUUGUAUAUAAACAAAGCAGAGGAAUUCGUGACAUUUAUUAGGUGUUAUAAAUAAAACAUAAUAUGCAUUUUUUAAUUAAGUAAAAAAAAUAUUAUUAUUAAAAAU
Molecule: messenger RNA, 4926 nt
Organism: Pieris rapae (cabbage white)
Lineage: Eukaryota; Metazoa; Arthropoda; Insecta; Lepidoptera; Pieridae
Exons: 6
Coding region: 212-4387 (1391 amino acids)
Molecular function (GO): histone binding
Source: RefSeq, a predicted model, not a curated record